AUAAUUUUGAGGAUACGUUUGCAAGAAGCCUCUGCGGUUUUAGAGGAGUACGAGUUGAACUUGCUGGAUUAUACAAUUUCGAAUAUUAAAGCCUACGAACACGUAGCGAAAGCUAUAAAAUUACACAACGAAAAUGGUGCCACUGAUGGAAAAAACUUAUAAGAUUUGUUGGUUCACGAUACUUUUGGCGAAUGCCUUUAUCUUCAAUGGUGGAAUAUACUUGGUUAUACUAAAUUUAUCAAACCCAUUCGUUUUGAUCAGAUAUGCUACUAUUUUUGCUGCGUUAUUCAUACAUUUUUAUGUAAUAUUUGUACAUGGCCAGAUGAUUAUCGACUCCAGUUCGUCUGUGUUCGAUGCUUGUUGGAGUUGUAAAUGGUAUCUCGCUUCUCCGAAGACGAGAAAAUUGCUAUUCAUAAUGAUGUUACGAAGUUCCAGACCAGAAGUAAUAACUGGUGGAGGUCUCUUUACCAUAUCAAUGGAAACUUAUGGCAAGAUGAUGAAAGCUGGAUUCUCGUAUCUCUCUAUAUUCACAAGCCAGAUGAAUCUGAAUUAUUCAGUUGAACGUUAGGUGCAUUGUAGCAAUUUUGUUGUCUUGAUAAGAAAAGCUAGAUAUUUAAAACUUA
Phymastichus coffea is the source of this 623-nucleotide messenger RNA. Its product is annotated as odorant receptor 49a-like. Gene Ontology annotation, biological process: sensory perception of smell; detection of chemical stimulus involved in sensory perception of smell. The transcript is spliced from 5 exons. Bases 134 to 568 code for a protein of 144 amino acids. The record is from RefSeq and is a predicted model, not a curated record. Gene Ontology annotation, molecular function: odorant binding; olfactory receptor activity. Gene Ontology annotation, cellular component: plasma membrane. Lineage: Eukaryota; Metazoa; Arthropoda; Insecta; Hymenoptera; Eulophidae.